Messenger RNA from Adineta ricciae, 993 nucleotides. NCBI's taxonomy places the organism in Eukaryota, Metazoa, Rotifera, Eurotatoria, Adinetida, Adinetidae. The record is from the annotation of a GenBank genome assembly.
AUGGCAACAAAUGCCAGCGAUUUUGGCGAGGCAUUCGAUACACUGGAAAUCUCACUACCACGUUCCGUUCGAUUUUGGUUACUUCUUCUUGUUGACACGCCAUCGAUUAUUUGUAGUUUUAUUCUCUUAUUUUAUCUGUUCGGAAAUCGAACAGCUCGACAAGCGUUAAACAACCAUGUGAUCGUAAUUAUAAUUCUAUUUGGUUUGGGAACUGAAUUGAUCGAUGUGCCACUUUAUCUGACAUUUAUUGUCAAUUCUGGCUGGGUUACACCUGCGACUCCAGCUACAUGUCUGAUCUGGUGGUUUGUCGCAUUUGGAUUAUAUAACGGUGGACAAGUUCUCAUGGCUUGGGCAGCAAUUGAACGACACAUCCUAAUAUUUCACGAUAGAUGGCUUGGAACAAAGCGUAGUCGAUUCAUUGCUCACUAUUUACCUUUAAUUCUUGUACUUGUCUAUGUAUUCGUCUUUUAUGUAUACGUACUUUUCAUGUUUCCAUGUGAAAAUGUGUAUGUUUACGAGUUACCAGUGUGUGAUGCGUAUCCGUGCUAUCAAGAAGAUUCUUUCUUGGGAAUUUGGGAUUUUUUGGGGAAUAAUAUCUUACCGGGAUUUUUAGUUGCCGUUGUCAGUAUGGCACUAUUGGUGCGUGUAAUUCGACAGAAGCAACGAUUGAAUCAAGCUGUUCAAUGGCGUAAAAUACGGAGAAUGACCAUACAGUUGUUAUCAAUAUCAAUCUUGAACGUUAUUUUUAUUCUACCAUUGAAUCUUCUUGCACUUGCACAUAUGUGUGGUUUACCAGAAGACUAUGGUGCACAAAUACAACAAUAUCUUUAUUUUGCUGGAUACCUUUUUAUAUUUCUCAUACCAUUUGUCUCCUUAGCUUCACUGCCGGAUUUAUGCAAAGAAAUUCAAAUGAAAAUACAAUGUCGACGACAAUCGCAAGGUCGUGCAAGCAUUAAUAAUGGCCGAACAACUAGCACAGCUCGCCGACAAUAG